AAAAUGUCUUAAACGAGAAACGAAUACAGUUAAAACACACGCGAAAGGUCUCCGUUUAAAGGAUAUAUGAGUGACCAUGUCUGGAGCUGUUCUUGUAGGAGAUCAGCUCAUCCUUCAGGAGGAAUUUGAUGAUGACUAUAUACCGUCUGAACAAGAGGUUCGAGAUUAUGCUAAGGAGAUUGGUAUUGACCCAGACACUGAGCCAGAGCUUAUGUGGUUGGCCCGGGAGGGAGUUAUUGCCCCUCUUCCCAGUGGCUGGAAACCAUGCCAAGAUGUAACUGGGGACAUUUACUAUUUCAACUUCUCCACGGGACAGUCAUCAUGGGAACAUCCAGGUGACGAAAACUACCGCAACCUAGUGAUCCAGGAACGAGAGAGGUGCAAACAGGCAGCGAGUUCAGGAGGAGCAGGAGCCAAAAAGGAUAAAAAGAAGAAGAAAGAGAAAGUAAAGGAGAAGAAGAAGAAGAAGGAGGACUUGUUGGGCUCUGCUUUGAGACCCCUCACAUCUCCACUCGGGGGGCUGGCUCCUCUCCGGGGUCUGGACGCUCCUGGACUCGGCCCACUGGGGUCUGUCCCGCCUCUGAGACGGCCCCUGGGGAGCGCAGGGGGGCUAGAGCCACUCAAGACAUCCCUCGGGGAUUCCCGAAGCGGUGGUGUCUCCAGUGUUUUGGGCAUUAGGCAAGAAGAGAGAGUGUCUUUACAUCGGAGAGUGUCCUUAGAUGAUGAAGAGGAUGAUGGAGAAAAUAAGAGUCGAAAUUCAGACCGUCCACUGAAAAAUCUCCAUUUGAAUAUAGAUGAUCUUGGAAGUGGCAUACAAUAUGAGGACAGCGAAGGCAGUGCAGAAGCCCCAGAGCCAGAGUUACAAAAUCUUGCCCUUUCAAGAGACCUAAGCCUAGACCCACCUUCACAACAAGAUGACAGUAUAAACAGUGAUGCGUCUUCUUUCACACAUAACAAGUUGAAGAAUCUUUGCGAUAUAGAAGAUCUCUUGGGCUCAGUUAGUCCACCACUGGAGAAGAAGGCUCCUGGAAACAGGCCAAAGGCGAAGGAGGCACCUGCUCCCAGAGUGGAUCGUCUCACGCUGCAUCAGUCCAGUCCUUCUCCUACAAACUCCUCCCAUUCAGAUACAAGAGACAAUCUCCUCCCCAAAAACACUGAUUUGGGAUCUUCUUUUGGGUUUAAAAGGCCCGAGACUUCAAGGGGCCGCCCAGGACGAGGUCAAGAUGCAGAGCUGCCCAUUCAAAGCCGAGAGAAGAAAGAUGAAGCUACUGAGAGGCAUAAAAACAUGUCCGAUCAGGAGGAAGAAGAAGAAGAAGAAGAAGACAGGGAGAGACUGAUGAAGGAAAAGCAAAAGAGGAUUCACAAACUUGAGGAAGAACUGAAGAGACAAGAGGAAGAGGAGGAGAAGAGGCUGAAGGCUGAGAGUGAGGAGAGACUCAGGACUCUACGUCAGUCACUGAUGACAAAAAGAAAAGAGGAAGAAGCCAAACUUAAAGAGGAGUCUGAAAAGAUUCUGGAGGAGCUCAGAGCGUCUGCACGAGCCGAGCGUGAGGAGCAGGAGCAAAAGAUCAGGCAGGAGAGAAAAAACAUCAUCACAGACCUCCAGACGGAAAUAGAAGAGGAACAAGAGGCGGAGAGAAAGAAACUUGAAGCUAAAAAGAAGAAAGACCUGGAGCGACUGAAGGCUGAGAUUGAAGAAGAGAUAGAAGAGGAGAGAGAGAGACUUCAGAGCGACAAAGACGAGAGACUCAGCGACCUCAGACAAGAAGUCCAAAGUUCUGGAGGAAGAAGAAAUCUGAACAAAUCAGAGCAACAUCUGUUUGAAUACCGCACAGAGCUGUCGGACGUGCUCCAGGAAGUGAGAGAGGAAGAAGAGCGACAACAUCGGAGGAAGUUAGAGCAGCUGAAGGAGGCGCACAGGAGAGAGAUGGACGACAUCAGGGAGAAAUACGGGAACGAGGAGAGCGUUGAGAGGGAACGGAUAAUGAUCAGAGUUAAAGAUGAAAUGCACCAGCUGGAAGCGUCUCACGCACUUGAACUGGAGAAAAUCAGAAUCCAGCACAAUGUUCAGAUUGAGAAAAUACAACUGGAAAACACACGCAGGGAGAAUGAACUUAGAGACUUGUCAAACGAGUUAGAGCUGCGGAGCGGCCGACUGCAGAGUCAGGAGGUCAUGCUGAAGUCCAAGGAAGAAGAUUUGAACAGAAGGAGGAAAAGUUUGGUGGUGGAGGAAGAGGAAGUGGACAGACAGAUGGAGUCCCUGCCCCGUCUGAUCCACGAGCGGGACGUCCUGAAGGAGGAGCUGGAGAGGGAGCGGGAGGAAAAGAGACAGGCGCGGGAGAUGAUGAGGAUCGCACAAGAGGAGCGCGACAAGGCAAAAAACACAGAGACUCGACUGAGAGACGAGCGGGACAGAGCCAGAGAGGAGCAGAGGAGGAGCCAAGAGGAGCAGAGGAGGAGCAGGGAGGAGCGGGACAGACUGGAGAGGAGGGUCCAGCUGCUGCAAGAGAGAUGUGAGCAGCUCAGCCUCAGGGACAGUGAGUUUGGAGGAGGCGCUGAGGCGAGUACGUCCAAACUGGAGCCAAAAUCAGACCUAAAGUCCUCGGAUGCUGCUGGUGCUAUGGGAGACCCCCCUCUGCUCGUGGAGGAGCUCGACCCCCCGCUGUCUCCUGCUGCUGACAGCCACAGCAGCAUCGACGAUGUGAAGAGGUACAUCUUAUCACACGGAGACUCCAUUCAGAAAACCAAGGUGUUCCUGGAGAAAGAGAGGAGGAAGCUGAUGGAGCGAGAGGCGGCUUUAAGAGCGGCUCAGACUAACCCAGGGCUGGAGAGGGGAGUCACGGAGGACGUCUUACACAAUCUACAGCAGGAAGCCAAAAUCGUGGGGGAUCUUCAGCAGACGGUUCAGAAAGGGAUUUCACUCCUACAAAGAAAAGAGGAGAAACUUCAGCACCUGGAAAACUCCGUGACCGAUAAGCCUUUGUUUGAAAAUAUUCCACGUCUACCUGAAAGGACGGUGACUUUUGAUGUGACUGAUUCAGACGUGAGCAGCGCCAUGGACCCGCCUUUCAGCAGAGAUCAGCCUGCAGUCCCACCCAGAGUGCAGGACCUGGUGGAGUCCCUGCAGGAGAUUUCGGGGCAGCUGAACACAGUGGUGGGGGUGCUGGGGUCUUUAGCCCAAAGACCAAACCCCGCCUUCUCUCUACCUCAGCCCGGACUGGACUUCACACACUCGAGGCUUUCACAGGCGUCCGAAAACUGGGCACCGCCGCCUCCGAUGUUCAGCUCCACGCUCAACACUGGACUGAAGACCUCGGACGACCUCAUCAACAGCAGAUGGAGGCAGAUAUUUCCUGGAGCUGCAAUGGGACCAAGUAUCUCCAAACGUAGCACCUCCUACUCUUCACACGCUCCUCUCCGUCAAAGCUGGAGCGCCCCCUACAGGCAGAGCACCACAGAGUCAGACGGACACAGACUUCAGGAUCUUAUUGACAGUAACAAGAGGUGGCUCGAAAUUCGACGCAAAGACACCAACAUACCGUUAUUGACUCGAUAUCGUCCUGCGACAAACAGUGGCCUGAUUCAACUCGGUUUGGACGACAACAACGAGAUACGAGUUUUUCAUUAUUGACUUUACUUUAUAUUUUGUGCGUAAAACUAAAACUACUGUCCUCUCUGGAUCAGUGCAGUCUGCAUUGAGACUCUGUACGUUUCACGCUAAGUAACACCUAAGAAAAGAU
Messenger RNA from Periophthalmus magnuspinnatus, 3740 nucleotides. Its product is annotated as centrosomal protein of 164 kDa-like. NCBI's taxonomy places the organism in Eukaryota, Metazoa, Chordata, Actinopteri, Gobiiformes, Gobiidae. Gene Ontology annotation, molecular function: protein binding. The coding region runs from base 77 to 3631 and encodes 1184 amino acids. The record is from RefSeq and is a predicted model, not a curated record. The transcript is spliced from 26 exons.